CUGCGCCGUGAGGCCGCGCGCCGGCGGGGCGGCCGCUCCCGGCACAGCGCGCGGCGUCCCCUCAGCCGCCCCGGCCGCCCGGUGCUGUGGCUGCUCCUUCCUCCUUUCCUCCCCUCCGCCUUCUUCCUCUUCCUCCCCUUCAGGAGCCGGCCGCGGGCGAGGAGAAGUGGCUGCCGCGGCCGGCAUGUGAAGCGGGGCAACCCCCUCGCCGCCGCUCGCCUCCGGUUCCUCCCCGGUUCUUCCCGGGGCUCCGCUCGCCAUGAAGAAGUUUUCCCGCAUGCCCAAGUCCGAGGGGAGCGGCGGCGGCGGCGGGACGGCGUGCGGAGGCUCGGGGAGCGGCGUGGCCCUGGGCAGGGCGCUGGCGGUGGGGCGGUACCAGGUGACCCCCGAGGAGCCGCUUGCCGAGGGCGGCUUCUCCACGGUGUUCCUGGUGCGCACCCCCAGCGGGACGCGUUGUGCGCUGAAGAGAAUGUGUGUGAAUAACGUGCCAGACCUCAACGUCUGCAGGAGAGAAAUCACCAUUAUGAAAGAGUUAUCCGGGCACAAGAACAUUGUGAGCUAUUUGGACUGUGCUGUCAACUCACUAAGUGAUAACGUGUGGGAGGUGCUCAUCCUCAUGGAGUACUGUCGAGCCGGGCAAGUUGUGAACCAGAUGAACCAGCGUCUGCAGACAGGCUUCACUGAGUCAGAAGUCAUGAGAAUAUUUUGUGACACCUGUGAAGCUGUUGCCCGGUUACAUCAGUGCAAAACACCUAUAGUUCACCGGGAUCUGAAGGUGGAGAAUUUAUUGUUAAAUGAUAACGGGAACUACGUUCUCUGUGAUUUUGGCAGUGCCACUAACAAAUACCUGAACCCUCAAAAAGAUGGUGUUAAUAUGGUUGAAGAAGAAAUUAAAAAGUACACUACACUAUCAUACAGAGCUCCUGAGAUGAUCAAUCUGUAUGGAGGAAAGCCAAUUACUACCAAGGCAGAUAUCUGGGCCCUGGGCUGCUUGCUGUAUAAGCUGUGCUUCUUCUCGCUGCCCUUUGGAGAAAGCCAGGUUGCCAUUUGCGACGGAAGCUUUACUAUCCCGGACGGCUCGCGGUACUCGCACAGCAUUCACUGCUUGAUCAGAUAUAUGCUUGAACCAGAUCAAGAGCAGAGACCUGAUAUCUUUCAAGUAUCUUACUUUGCCUUUAAAAUUGCCAAAAAGGAGUGUCCAGUGUCUAAUAUUAAUAAUUCUCCUGUCCCUUCAAGUCUUCCUGAACCCAUGACAGCUAGUGAGGCAGCUGCUAGAAAAAGCCAAAUAAAAGCAAGAAUAACAGAUGCUGUUGGACCAACAGAAACUUCAAUUGCACCACGACAAAGACCAAAGGCCAAUUCGAGCACCGCCCCUACCAGUGUGCUGACGAUCCAGAGCUCAGCAACUCCUGUCAAAGUACAAGUUCCUGGGGAAUUUGCUAAUCGUGGGCAAAAAGGAACCACGCGACCAGGGACUGGACAAGACAUCUCACAGUCCCAAGGGACCACCCCACAGCAACACAGGGUCCUCCAGCAGCUGCAGCAGGGAGAUUGGAGACUGCAGCAGCUGCACCACUUGCAGCACCAGCCUGCCAUGCAGGAAGCUUAUAUCCAGCAGUAUCACCAAGCAGUGCACCAGCAGAUGGUCCAGCAGCAGCUGUUGCUGCAAUCUGUGUACCAGCAGCAGCCUGCCCAGUCCCAUUAUCCUGCCAUGAUGCAGCAGUACCAGCAGGCUCUCCUGCAGCAGCAGGUGCUGGCUCAGCAGCGGGCACAGCAGGUGCAGUCCCCUGAAUAUAUCACUUCUCCUCAAGACUUUGCACCAGCCUUAAUCUCCUACCCCAGGUCACUCCCAGUGCGUGGUGGAACAGCAGCAGAUCCUCCCUACCCUACAAACAGGUCAGGUAUUCCUGAUGCUGAAGCGAUUGCCAGUUACCCAAAGCAGAACAUCAGUAACCCACCUGAUAUGUCAGGUUGGAACCCGUUUGGAGAGGACAAUUUUUCCAAGUUGACAGAGGAGGAGCUGCUGGACAGAGAGUUUGACCUGCUAAGAUCAAACAGGCUGGUGGACAGGAGAACAUCUUCAGAUAAGAAUGUGGAGCCACAUGCUGCUCCACAGACAAGUCCUCCUGAAGAUCCCUUUGGUUCAGUUCCUUUCAUUUCUCAGCAAGGUUCCCCAGGAAAACAAGUGGAUAACUCAGCCAGCAAUCAAGGGAAUAAUUUAGGGACCCCAACAAAGGCUGGAAAACUGAGCCAUGUAUUUAGAGAUCCCCGGGCAGGGAGGAAAAGUGCAGAGGGACACGUGACAAAAGGUGGUGAGGAGUCAGAGAGCGAUUUUGAAUCUGAUCCUCCUUCUCCCAAGAGCAGUGAGGAAGAAGAAGAACAGGACGAUGAAGAAGUCUUGCAUGGAGAGAACGGGGACUUCAAUGAUGACAAUGAUACAGAACCGGAGAAUUUAGGCCACCGACCUCUCCUCAUGGAUUCUGAGGAAGAGGUGGAAGAAGACGAGGAAGAAAAGCAGAGCUCUGAUUCUGAUUGUGACCGAACUAAGCAAAAGAGUGUGGAAGGGCUCCCGAGCGCUCGGUUCAGAGACGGUGUGGGCAGCAGUGAGAUCACAGAGAGCGGUUCAGUGCCCAUGUCCCCACCUGAGGUGCCAAGCACUCUGAUCAACUCUGGCCAAGAAUUUGACGUGUUUGGAGCUGUGCCCUUUUUCACUCUGCAGCCUCAGGCGAGAGAGAAGAUGGACAAAGAUCUUUCUUCUCAGGUGGCUUUUCCCAGCCUAAGCCAAGAGCAGGAUGACUUUGAUGUUUUCAUAAAAGCUCCUUUCAGCAAAAAGGUGCCCCAGCAAGAUGGGCAGGGGUCAGGGAUGGAGCCUCUGCUCUCCCCCACCUCUCCACGAAGCGUGGAUAUCUUUGGUUGCACUCCAUUUCAGCCGUCCCUUCUCCCCAAGUCUGCUGGGAGUAGAGAGGAUGUGUUUGGGCUGGUUCCGUUUGAGGAGAUCACAGGCAGCCAGCAGCAGCAGAAGGUGAAGCAGCAGCGGAGCCUGCAGAAACUGUCUUCCCGCCAGAGGCGCAUGAAGCAGGAGGUGUCCAAGAGCAACGGGAAGCGCCAUCACGGCACCCCCACCGGCAGCAAGAAGGGGCUGAAACCCAGCUACCGCACCCCAGAGCGCGCCCGCCGGCACAGGAGGGCCGGCCGCAGGGACUCGCAGAGUAGCAACGAGUUCCUCACCAUCUCGGACUCCAAGGAGAACAUCAGCGUGGCCCUGACGGACGGCAAGGACCGGGCCAGCGCUCUGCAGGCGGAGGAGGCGCUGCUGGACCCUUUUGGAGCCAAGCCCUUCCACCCGCCCGAGCUGGUGCGCCACGCGCAGCACCAGGGCUUCGGGGACAGCCGCGGGGAGCACGGCGCGGUGGUGCUGGCCGGCAGGCCCAGGCAGAGCUCCUUGCUGGGCGCCGGCCACGGCGGGGACGGGCUGAAAACAGACGACUUCGGUGCGGUGCCCUUCACAGAGCUGGUCGUGCAGAGCACACAGAGCCAGCCGCAGCAGGCGCUGGAGCUGGAUCCCUUCGGAGCAGCUCCCUUCCCUUCUAAACAGUAGAGGCUUCCCAUGGCUUCCCCCCACUCCACCUCUCCAAGGCCCUUAAUAAAGGUUUAGUGGAGUAAUUUAUGUGGCUGAAAUGCCAGGGGCCUGGGUUGUACAGCUUGCUCAGGUUGAGGAGGCAGCGGCCUGCCUGCAUGAUGGAAUUGCAUAUAAUGGCAAAUUCUGAUCUGGGUCUUUUUGAGAAAAAGAGAAAGAAAUCAGGAGUGUUGUUUCCUUAUGGCAGAUGGCUCCCAGAAUGAAACGAGGAAUUGAAUAUGAAUCCCUGUUGCUGACUUGGGGCCCUGGGACAUACUGUCAUUGAGCACUUUGGUGUUGCCUUUCCAUCCCUCCGCCAUGUGUCCCGGUGCAGCGGAAGACGCAGGGAGCACGUGGAAAAUGUUUUCCAUAUGUACAAGGGGCUGAUGAACUGCUGUGCUUCUUGUCUCAGCAGACCUAAGAACCAAGACAUGCUGAUAUCCAGGUGAUGGAAAUAGCUAAGUCUUUGCUUCCUAGGUGAAAACUACCUUUAUUAAUCAUAAAAAUAAGGCAGCCACAUCCUCAAGGGGCUGUGGCCCAGAAUUCCAGAGCACAGUUAUGGCUUGGGAUCUUGCAGACAUCUAUGCAGGUGCAGAGAUGAAAGGCAGAUUAUUUUUUGUGUGUCUCAGUUUUUAAUAUUUUUUUUUAAUAGUAAGUGCCAUUAAUUAAAAGUAGCAAACUGGAAAUGUAGAGUCAAACUGAAGAAGCAGAUAAUUUACUGAUCUGUGAGAAGCCUGAAUGUGUAGGGGAGUGAGCCAGCAGGGUCGUGGCUGGGAUUGCAGCACUUGGGAGACUCCUCAGCACACUGGAAGAGGGGCUGUCCUUGAGCCUUGUCCUAUGGAGUGUUUCAGAUGACUUGUGGAGUUGACUGUGAGGUACAACCAUUGGAUUGAUUUGAAUUACAAACUGGGAUUUGUGUCUGUUUUCCUCUUGGAUUUUUAUUUCAAAGAAAAUGUGUAUUCUCUCAAACCUGUUGUUUUUCACCUCAACAGUUUUGUGAAAUGACUGUAACCUAAUGCUCUUUCAAGGUUUGCUGAAUGCACUGAGCUUUGGAGAUGCUUCCCGCCCUGGCUGUGUUCCAGCAGGAGCUGCUGGCUGCCAGACCACUGAGCUGCAUUUCACCCCACGGGGACAUGGAAGGAGGUGGCUCUUCGGCUUGUCUCACCUCUCUGUCCUUCUCCCCUGGAGGCUGAGGAGUAGGUAGCUGGGUGUUUGCACAUGGAGGACAGCACUGUUUGUGUUUGGCUUCACAGGUGAAGUGAAAUAUUCAGGGUUGUGAGCUCUUUUCCCCUGAUGCAUCCUGCUGGAUAUACAGGAGAUCUCUAGCGGGGGUUUGGUCUCUUACAAUAUUUACUGAAAACACAUGGAAAACAAAUCGCGUGGCACCUUUGGGAUUGGUUUGAUAAAAUGCCCCCUAGGAUGUAUGUGAGAUGGCUUCCCUUAGCCCUGGAAUCUGAAUGUAGCCCAUAGUGAUGGUGUGCAGACAGCUACCUUUAUCUUCCUCACUUUGAUUUCUCACAGGGUGUAAGUGGAAUAUUCCAGCUGUGCCUGCUUCAGUGUACCUUUUCUAGGCUUAGAAUUUAUAGUUUUAGGAGAUUGAGUAGAAAUGUUUCAACACAAGACUUUGCAGGCUUUAUUACUGCUCUUCUCACUUGUUUGGUGCCAAAGGCGGCAAGAAGCACAUGCCAAUUUUUGUAGCAUUUCUGACACUCAGGUUAAUGGUCUUCUUCCGUUUUUUCUCUGUGCAUGCUUGUGAGCUGCCUUUCUCAAUGUCCUUCAGAGCUGUUACCUGCCUGAAGUGCUCUUGGAACAGAGUGAGGUGACAAAUGGGGCAGUGGGGUGGACACAAAAUGAGAUUAAAACUGUGGUCCUAAAUGUGGCUGGUCCUCACCUAAGGCACGCUGUUGCUGCCUUCCCAAUGGGAAAGGCAUGGGAAGGGUUAAUGAUGCACAUGGUGCUGGGGCUUGGCUCCAGGCCGGGGAGGAGAGGUGGGGGCUGGGACCUGCAGGGAGGAGGCUGGGCAUCGGCACAGCCAGUGUGGCAGAAGGGAUCAGGUGAGUUAGGGAUGGGAAAUGUGCUCACGUGCUGUUGGUGUACCCUAGGACCCCAGGCUGAGGAGAGCUGCAGGGGGCUUGGCAGAGGGCCUGUGUGCAGUGACACUGCAGCACAGCAAAGCUGAAGGGAGAGAUCAGACCCCUGGGACUCCAGAGCUGGCACAGGUUAUUGCCCACGGUAUCUGCCUCCUAAUGGCCUUAACAAACCUGGUUCUUCAUACUCGAGACAUCAAUCAGGCUUUUGCUUAAAUGUAACUUUUGUUUCUUUAGUUCUUUUAUCCUUUCCCACAGUCCACGUGAGAUUGGUGCACCCCGCUACGCUGACUCUGCCUGGUGUUUGUAGUUUAUGCACAACUGAACCCCAGUUUGGGGUUAUUUUAAGCCACUCUCCACUAUUCAAAGAAGGUGAAAUGUGGGACUGUCAGGGAAUGAGAUAUCCUUUGCCUUAUUUCAGGAUGCCUGGGGUGCCAUGUGACCUUCCUUGGAAUCAGGAAAGCCCUUGCUGCAGUAGACAUGUACGUGCUGCCUGUGGUAGUGAGAGGGCAAGGUGAGGGGUUGACACUUCCCUUCUAAACUGAAAUCCCAGUGGAUUUCUAUAGCUUCUACAGGAUGCUGAGGGACUGAAGCACAGGCCUCCUAGGAUCAGCUGCUGGAGAGAACGUCUGUCCCAAGGUACUAAGAAGCCCUUAGUGGUUGAGGUCAUGGAAAGGAAAACCAGAUAGUUGUGUUUGUCUGCAGACUCAGAGGGUCCUGAAGUGUGUAAUUAAUGUAAUUAAUGCUUUGGCUGCCCUGUGUGUGGCGGGGGGCUCUGUGAGCACCAGCGCUGGAGGAAAAAGCUUAUAAUCAUUCUGGGUGUCCCAGUUAGUAAAACCAACUACUGUGAAAAUGAGUUGAUAUAUUUGCUACUGUGAGAGUAAGAGUUUAUCUGGAGUUUUUUAUACUAUAUCGUGUAUUUUUAUAUAUAAGAAGUAUAUAUAAAAUAUACACAUGCUCACACACAUCACGUACCCCUUGGAGUUGCUGUGGUUUUAGUAACGCAGCAGCCACAAUCAUGUUUGUGAUUGGAGUGAAUAUGGGUUAAGCACCAAGGGUGGCUGCUGUGUUACUGCUCCACUGUGCUUAUUUUGAAAGGAAAUCAAAGAGGUUGUGUAUAUGGCUAAAGUUGUGACUGAGGCAUAACCUAGAAUUAAAGAGCAUAUAACUAUUUUAAAAUUGCUGGCAUUCAGCUUUUAAGUGCACUUGCCUGAACUACACUUCCAUUUCUUGUUAGACUUGGAGUUUCUAAAGCUUUUUUGUGUACUACUAAAGCGAGAACUUUUAACUUUUUUGUGAACCUGAUGUAUAUCAUAAAAUCCUUGGAGUUGUUAAAUAAACAAACUUGGUAACAGUG
This is a messenger RNA of Oenanthe melanoleuca, 7060 nucleotides long. It is a transcript of the gene BMP2K, whose product is annotated as BMP2 inducible kinase. NCBI's taxonomy places the organism in Eukaryota, Metazoa, Chordata, Aves, Passeriformes, Muscicapidae. Gene Ontology annotation, molecular function: protein kinase activity; ATP binding. The transcript is spliced from 16 exons. The record is from RefSeq and is a predicted model, not a curated record. Gene Ontology annotation, biological process: protein phosphorylation. Bases 260 to 3598 code for a protein of 1112 amino acids.